UCAUCAUCCAAAUCAUCAUAGCCAGUUUGGCCCAAGCUGUUGCUGGGCCACGGGCUUUCUCGCUGCAGCUGCAGUGCCUCCGCGAUGGUUGUCCUUGCUCGGCUUGCCUGGGUUUGGCGCCUGGUUGCGAUUGGAGUCCCGCUUCACGUCACUCUCUGCGGCAGCGGCGCAGGGCUGGGUCAGAAUUCUGGGUCAUGGUGCGUUGCGUGUUUCCGAAAUUGGUGCGUGACUUUUCGCUUGCACAGCUGGACUUCAUCCAGACGCCCUGCGGUACACAUCACAUGUCGCAGUCGACCGAGGGCACAGACAUGAGGGCUCGGGCACUCGCGAAGUUUUGCAAUACGGGUGUCUGCGCCUCGUGUUCGUGCUGUGCCUCUUGGAGGAAAUUGCGGCGGAUAUGGACGGGUUGACUCUCCUGGCGGUGCUCCUGGUGGUGGACGUGGUCGCGGCUAUCGCCAUUGUCGGCGGGCUCAGCCUGACCCUUGGCACAGUCCUUACGGGAGUGGUCCCUGGCAACGUGGCCUUCCUCUUCCCAAGGCCGUCAGUAUUCUGGCCUGCUUUCUUUGCCGUCCUUCCUCACGUUUGCGUUCGACCAGUCUGCUGAGGAGCGAGCUGUUCACGCCGAUCGUGCUCAUCUUCAUGAUGAAGCUGUUCGUGACGUUCGUGAAGAAGCUGGUCGUGCCGGCCUUCAUAGUGGAGCUGUUGUUGCCGACCCUCUCGUGGCAGCUGCUUACGAGGACGCUGGUCGUGCCAAUCUUCAUGGUGAAGGUGUUCGUGCAGAUGCUGUUCGCGGCGUUCGUCAUGACGCUGUCCGUGAUGAAGCUGUUCGUGCCGGUCGUGAUGAAAUUGUUCGUGCCGUUCGAGAUGAAGCAGUUCGUGCCAGCUUGCGUGAUGAAGAUGUUCGCGCCGCUGUUCAUGCCGUUCGCGAUGAAGCUGUUCGUGCCGAGCAUCAUGAUGAAGCUGUCAGGCCCGAUUGUGAUGGAGCUGACCGUGCCGUUCGAGGUGAAGCUAGCCGUGCCGAACUUUCUGGCGAAGCUAUUCUUGCCGAUCGCCCUCAUGAGGUUCAGAGGCUGGCAGCGGAGGAGCUGCUGGCCCGCGUUUCCUUGGAGAUGGUGUUGGCGCAGGCGGUGGGCGCCCCGAUGCUUCCGAUCUUCUUCGCGGGCUCAGCGAUGGUUUCCAUGGAUAAUUCUAUGAUUAUCCAGGAGUUUCUGGGACACGGCUUGUACUGUGAAGGCUCGGUCGUUCCUGAGUCGGGUGAGCGCGAGGGUUAUCGUAUUUCUGGUGUCCCCACUCUUGUGGUUUGUGGUGAUGAUUAUGCACAGUGGCGCACGGACUUCAGCAGGUGCCCCAUCUCUGGUUGACCGCUCGCGGCAGCAGAGAUUGAGGCCGAACGAUUGUCUGAACGGAUGUGGUGAUUUUUGACGAUUUCAUGUUAGUCGUUGCCUUUUCAAGAGAGUGAUUUCGGUGGUCUUCCCGCGUUUGCGGGAGGCACGGCCUGGCUGAUACCGCGGGCUGCGCUGUCACAGGUGGCACAGCACACCUCAGGUCACAGGGAGUGGCUUCGGUGGUCUUCCAUCGCCUGGAGGGGGCACGACCUGGCGGACAGCGCGAGCAGCGCUGUCCCAGGUGAUGCUGCGCACCUUUCGCUACGGUCCUGCCUGUUUGGCUUUUCGAUUGAAUGCGUAUCCAAAAAGUGGCCUUGGUGGUCUACCCUCGGCCCGAGGGUGGCACGGCCUGGUGGAUGGCGCGAGCUGCGCUGUUUCAAGCGACGCCGCAUACCUGGUCAGUUCUCCCUCCGUCACAACAGAAACCAUCCUACUCAUCAGCGUCGCCGUCAC
This is a messenger RNA of Prorocentrum cordatum, 1838 nucleotides long. Lineage: Eukaryota; Dinophyceae; Prorocentrales; Prorocentraceae. The record is from the annotation of a GenBank genome assembly.